GCGUUAAUUGCAUACAAUUCGAUCUGCCGCAAGUACGUGAGGUGAAUCUCAAUGGUUUAUAUAGUUUCGUGGGACGAGUUCGUAGAACAAUCUGUUCAGCUUUUUCGAGCUGAUCCCGAAUCUACAAGAUAUGUGGUAAAGUAUAGACACUGUGAUGGUAAGUUGGUCCUCAAGGUUACUGAUAACAAACAGUGUCUGAAGUUCAAGACAGACCAAGCGCAAGAAGCAAAGAAGAUGGAGAAACUCAAUAACGUUUUCUUCACCCUCAUGUCCAGAGGACCUGAUUUUGAUCUUUCUGAGGUGAACGGGAAAGAACAGAUGGAGACACAGCCUGUGAAGAAAGGAAGAGGAAGGAAGCAAUAAGCUCUCAUCUUUCUCUUUUUCUUUUUUUCUGGGUAUCAAGUUUUUGAUCCUUUUUUGGUAUAUUUUGAGAUGGAGAUUGUGAUGGUAGGAUUAUCAAAUGUGUGUAUUUGAACAAAAUGUUACUUUAUAAUACUAAUUUGGAUAUGAAUAAAAUAUUCUCCAGAACUGAUGAUUU
Molecule: messenger RNA, 538 nt
Organism: Eruca vesicaria subsp. sativa (arugula)
Lineage: Eukaryota; Viridiplantae; Streptophyta; Magnoliopsida; Brassicales; Brassicaceae
Source: the annotation of a GenBank genome assembly